Diaporthe batatas is the source of this 8475-nucleotide messenger RNA. RefSeq lists its product as uncharacterized. The transcript has a single exon. Bases 1 to 8475 code for a protein of 2824 amino acids. Gene Ontology annotation, biological process: amino acid activation for nonribosomal peptide biosynthetic process; secondary metabolite biosynthetic process. Gene Ontology annotation, molecular function: phosphopantetheine binding; catalytic activity. Gene Ontology annotation, cellular component: cytoplasm. The record is from RefSeq and is a predicted model, not a curated record. NCBI's taxonomy places the organism in Eukaryota, Fungi, Ascomycota, Sordariomycetes, Diaporthales, Diaporthaceae.
AUGCAACAGUCUCAAUACGCCUCUCGAAUGGACACGCGCCAGAUAUGGACGUGGAACGCAACGGUGCCAGAGGCCAUGGAUGGCCUGGUCCACGGUCUUUUCGUGGAAAAGGCGAAUGAGGCACCAGAUGCAUUGGCGGUGGACGCAUGGGACGCCAGGUUCACCUACUCGGAGCUUGAUAGGGCCACGACACGGCUAGCAAGCCAUCUCGUUCACGUCAGCCGCGUCGAACCCGGCAUGAUGGUACCAAUAUGCUUUGAAAAGUCUGCCUGGGCUAUCGUGGCCAUGUUAUCAGUGCUCAAGGCUGGUGCUGCGUUUGUUCCUCUCGACCCAGCCCAACCAGCCCUUCGAAGGGCAAAAGUCUUGAGGCAGCUAGGCGACCGCGCAAAGGUAGCAAUCGCAUCAGUCUUACACGCCAAGACAUUGGAGGAAGACGGCCGCACAAUCAUCGUCGUUGGACCGUCUGAACUCGGACACCUACGGGAAGAAGCUCUGCCGCCAAUAUCUGUCGGUGCAGACUGCGCAGCUUAUUGUUUGUUCACAUCCGGCAGUACCGGAGAGCCCAAAGGCGUCGUUAUGGAGCACGGCGCGAUUGUGUCAAGCCAGGUCCGUCGACGCGAUUUCAAGGGAUACAACAAGGAUUCCCGAGUUUUUCAGUUUUCAUCCUAUACUUUCGACCCCUGUAUCGACGAGAUCUUCAUGACUCUCGGUGUCGGAGGCUGCAUUUGCGUACCCUCUGAAGAAGACAGGAUGAACAGGCUGGCAUCGACAAUUAAUAAAAUGUCCGUCAACCUACUCGAGGUUACUACUACAGUGGCGGGACUGAUCAGUCCUGACGAGGUUCCGUUGGUCAAGACAAUCAUCUUCGGCGGAGAGUUCUUGUCCCACGCUGCAUGCGCACCAUGGGAGGGUAAGGCCCGUGUAAUCAACUCUUACGGCCCAACCGAAUGCUGCGUCGACUGCGUCUUCACCGAUUUCACAACCAGGUCGACACCCGGACUCAUCGGUACAAGCGCCGCGUCCGUUACGUGGGUCGUUGACCCUGAUGACCACAAUCACCUGACGCCCAUCGGCUUGACUGGAGAGCUCUUGAUUGAGGGUCCAGUCCUGGCAAGAGCCUAUCUGAACAGCCCAGAAAAGACGGCAGAAGCAUUUGUACAAGAUCCCGAGUGGUUGAUCUGUGGAGUUGACGAUCGACCUGGCCGCCAGGGUAGGCUAUACAAGACUGGCGAUCUGGUCAAGUACACUACAGACGGCAAGCUUUUAUACGUUGGGCGCAAAGAUACUCAAGUCAAGAUCCAUGGACAGCGAGUUGAGCUGGAAGAGAUCGAGUCCCAAAUUCUGGAGUACGUGCCACAUGGCAGUGGUGUUAUCGCUGAGGUUGUCUCUUACGGAGACGGCACAGAGGCACUUGUGGCCUUUAUUCGUUCUUCCAGUGAGAAGACUUCGUCAGAAUUCUAUGGCAAUAGCGAUGCUCCAAUAUCUUUGGAGCCUAUGGCCAAUUCUACUUCUCUGCAGAGGAAUCUUUCCAAGGCCUUGCCCGGAUACAUGGUGCCCGCUGUCUUCUUCUCCAGUCGAGCUUUUCCGAUGACUACCUCCGGGAAGAUUGACCGCAAGUUUCUCCGAGAAGCAGCCUCACAGCGCGGGAUGGUCCACAACACCGGCGAGACCGCGCUUCGACCCAUCAGCAGCAGGGAGCAGAAGCUCCAGCAGAUAUUUGCCGAUAUUCUGAAGGUGGAAAAGUCGAAAAUCAGCGUCAACGAUAGCUUCUUUGAACUUGGCGGCACCUCGGUCGCUGCCAUAAAGCUUGCGGGCCAGGCACGGAAGCAGGGGAUGAAGCUUGCGGUCGCGGACAUCUUCCAGCAUCCAAGGCUCUGCGAUCUUGCGGCAAAAGCAUCUUCGAAGCCCAGCAAGAAAAAGGAUAUUUCGGUAGCUCCCUUCUCUUUGCUUGGAUCACCCGAAGAGGGUCGACUUGUUAGAGAUCGGACGGCAGAAUCGUACAAUCUGGAACCGGAUGCCAUCGAGGAUCUAUUUCCAUGCACGCCGCUACAGGAGGGUAUGUUAUCUUUGACCAGCCGCGACACCGGCAGUGAGUAUAUGAUCCAGCGGGUCCUCCACAUUUCGCCCAACAUGGAUAUUGGGCGGUUCCGCUCUGCCUGGGAAACUGUCGUCGAACAACUCCCGGCCCUGCGCACCAGAAUUUUCCUCGCUGAUGAUGGAGGAAAUCUGCUUCAGAGUUAUGUCAAGGAUGCAGUUCACUGGAAGCAGGCGAACGACUUGGACGAGUAUCUGAGGUGCGACAGAGCUAUACCCAUGGAGCUGGGAGAUCGGUUGGUGCGGUACGCCAUCGUGGAGGAAGGCCAAGAGAGGUAUUUCGUCUGGACCAUCCACCAUUGCAUCUACGACGGCUGGACAAUGCCGCGCAUGAUUGCGUUGGUUGAGCGCGCAUACGCUCAGGAAGCCCUGAGCAUCGGGAACCAGGCCAACUUCAACGCUUUUGUGAAAGGCUUCCUUAGCCGCAAUGUGGACGAAGCCAGAAAGUUUUGGACAUCGUAUCUUUCAGGCUCUGAAGCCACGAAACUCCCAAAUCGCGUCUACAAACCGGAUUCAGCAGACUCGAGAGGGUUUGCAGAGUGUCGCCGGCCACUCCCACUCAGCAGAAGCAAGAAUCACGUUCCGACUACCAUAAUACGUGCAGCGAUGGGAAUUGUUCUCAGCCAGCGUACGGGUUCAGACGACAUCGUCUUUGGAACCGUCGUAUCCGGUCGGCAAGCAGCAAUUGACGAUAUCCAAGACAUCAUGGGUCCCACGCUUGCGACUGUUCCGGUCAGGCUCCGGAUAGAUUCUAACAUGACCAAAGGGCAAUUCUUGGAUUCCGUGCAGAACGACGCCAUAGCAAUGGUACCAUAUGAGCAGGAAGGUAUUCAAAGCAUCGCCGGCUUUGACUCAUCCUGCCGAGACGCUUGCAAUUUCCAGAUGUAUCUGGCUGUACAGCAGGAUGACCCCGACUCUUUCGAUUCUGGAGCGCUUGGUCAGUGGCAGAGCGAGUUAGGGCGCCCAAAUGGGGUGAGCACCUAUCCCAUAAUGGUCGAGUGCUAUUUGGAAGGCGAUGGUCUUAACAUCCAAGCGACCUUCGACCAAGAAACGGUCUCUUCGUCGGAAAUGGACAGGAUCAUCAACCACUUCAUCUACGUUUUGGAGCAGCUUUUGCAGGGGGAUCUGUCCCAUAGGCUGGCUGACGUCGAACCGGUGUCACCGCAUGACCUACAGCGCAUCUUGGCAUGGAACGACACCGUCCCUGUUCUUGUCGAAGAAACGCUCCACGACAUCUCCUUGAGAAAGACUCGAGAGACACCCGACGCAAUGGCCGUCGACGCAUGGGAUGGGCGCCUGACGUACUCGGAACUGGACCUCGCCACGUCACACGUUGCAAACCUUUUGGUUCAAGCCGGCGUCGGACCGGAGAUUAUGGUACCUAUAUGCUUCGAGAAGAGCAUCUGGGCUGUCGUGACAAUGCUGGCCGUCCUGAAGGCUGGCGGCGCCUUUGUCCCCCUCGACCCAAAGCAGCCGAAACUUCGGCGGGAGACGGUUCUCAAGCAAAUUCCGUGUCCGGUGAUGGUCGCAUCCGCUGCGAAUGCUGGCUUGCUAGAGGCAGAUGGCCGCGCUGUCAUGGUCGUUGGACCAUCUAUGCUCAACAUUCAACGGCUAAGGUCCGACCCGGGUCAUGGGUCCAACGUUCUCAAGAAUAUCAGCCCUGACACAGCAGCGUAUAUACUCUUCACUUCUGGGAGCACCGGAGAGCCCAAGGGUGUUGUCAUACAGCACCAAGCAAUUACUUCUAGUCUCCUGUCACGUGCAGAAGGUCAAGGGUACGGUCCUCAGACUCGCAUCCUCCAAUUUGCCUCCUACACCUUCGACGCAAUGGUGGACGAAAUUUUCAUGACGCUGGCAUGCGGCGGAUGUAUUUGCAUUCCAUCAGAUGACGAUGCUAUGAGUGACCUGAAUGGGUCGAUCAGGGAUUUUGGAGUGAAUAGUCUGGCUCUGACGGCUACUAUACUUCGCCUGAUAGGGCCGGAGGAGGUCCCCGACGUCGAUUCGGUCAUUUUCUGGGGUGAAGCUGUCUCACAGCAAGACUUGAAGCGGUGGACUCGGGUCCCGAGGAGGCGGACACCAAGAAUUCAGGUUCGGUAUGGACCAACCGAAUGCUGCGUUACCUGCACUCAUUACGAAGUCGACCUCGACAGGCUUCCCCGAGGAAACCCCAUCGGGAAAGCAGUUGGUUCAAGGGCGUGGGUCGUGGAUUCAAACAACCACGAUGAACUCGUCCCCAUCGGGGGGAUCGGGGAACUGCUCAUGGAGGGCCCAGCGCAGGCUCGUUGGUACUUGAACGAUCAGGCCAGAACCGAUGCGGCAUUUAUCUACGACCCUAAUUUCCUUAUCCACAACUCCCGUCUUGAUCAAAUACAAGCUGGAAAAAGGAGGCUGUACAAGACUGGUGACCUCGUCAGGUACGACGAUGAUGGGAAUCUCAUUUACAUGGGGCGCAAGGAUGCGCAGGUCAAGCUCAACGGCCAGCGUGUGGAACUUGGAGAAAUCGAGUCGCACAUUGCCAACUGCAUCUCGGGUGCUUCACAAGUCCUCGCUGAUAUAGUCACUCUUGAGGGCGGGAAGCGUGUGCUGGCGGCGUUCGUCAAGUUUGAUACCGACGACAAGACAACACCUACGGAAGGCCAGCUGGCCAAGGCACUCCCAACUGCUGACAAGCUCGAAAUCGAAAACAAAAUGUCUCAGCGUGUCCCGAGGCACAUGAUACCCACACUGUUCUUCGCCAUCCAACGCGUCCCCCACACACUCACCGGCAAGCUAGACCGCCGGUUAUUACGUGACGAAGCAAAACGUGCCGGGCUGCAAGGUAAUCAGCAGGAGAAGGAUGAAAAGGCCACAUCUAUCCCGAUGACUGAACGCGAGAAAAAGAUGCAGCAGGUCUGGAGCAAGAUCCUCAACCUGGAGCUUUCGGCCAUACACGUGGAUGAUACUUUUUUCCAGCUGGGUGGUCACUCAGUAACUGCGAUGAAAGUGGCGGCCGAGGCCCGAAAACACAAAAUGAGUGUCACAGUGGCGGAUAUUUUCCAGAACCCACGCCUGCGUGACCUGGCUGCGGUGGCCAGGUCCUCUACUAUGAACCAACAAGACGCUACCAUCACGCCGUUUUCAUUGCUUCCGAACCCUUCGGAGAGCCUUAAUCUUUGUCGAGAGAUAGAAGCGGUGCACGGGCUCGAACAGAAUGCGAUUGAGGAUCUUCUGCCGUGCACCCCUCUCCAAGAAGGCCUCCUCUCGUUGACCAGCGGCGACACUGGAGAUUACGUUGCUCAAAGGGUUCUUCGCAUCUCGGACGACAUUUCACUGGACCGGCUGCGCGAUGCUUGGGAGGUCGUCGUACGCGCUCUUCCCAUACUGAGAACCAGGCUCUUCUUCACGAAAGACCAUGGCAUUCUCCAAGGUGUCUUGAGACGGGGAAUCGAAUGGACCCACGCAGAAAGCCUCGAAGACUAUUUGCAGUCAGACAUGGCCAAGUCCACGGGGAUCGGCGAACCUCUGAGCCGGUAUGCAAUCAUCAAUGGCCAGUCUGGCCAGGGAAGGUGGCUCGUGUGGACAAUGCACCACAGCCUCUACGAUGCGUGGACGUUGCCGCGUAUCCUGGAAAUGGUCGAGCGCGCCUACAGAGGCAUGAGUCUCGGGAAGCAUGUUAGCUUUUCUGUCUUCAUCAAGUACUUCAUGAACCGGGACAAACAGAAGACAAGGCAGUUCUGGCAAGAUUAUCUGUCCGGCGCCGGCCGUCUUAGACUCGUCAAACACGGUGAAACGACCGAGCCCCCUUCGAGAGGGUUCCUUCAGAGCGAGCGGGCCACGAAGUUCAACAGCGACCACCAUGUCCCUGCAACCUUCGUCCAUGCAGCUGUGGGCAUCGUUCUAAGUCAACUUUCUGGCGGAGUGAAUGACGUGACGUUUGCGAGCACAGUCUUUGGCCGAGCCUGUCCGGUAGAUGGCAUCGAGAACGUCAUGGGUCCAACCAUCGCAACAGUUCCCGUGCGGGUCCAAUUCCAGCAUGGACAGACAGUCAAGGAUCUUCUCGAGAGGCUGCAAAACCACGCUGCAUCGAUGGUCCCGCAUGAACAGGAAGGGAUCCAGAAUAUCCGGCGGAUGAGCCAGUCUUGCCGGGACGCAUGUGAGUUCCAGGCUUAUCUUGUAGUGAAGCAAGACGACCCCGCGUAUCCCGAUGAACCCGGUUCUGGGAUGUUUGGCGAAUGGCAAGAAGGACCAGAACAGAGCGAGCUGACUACGUAUCCCAUCAUGAUGGAGUGCCGCGUCCACGACGAGGGAUUCAAAGUCCGAAUGAGCGUCAGCACUGAGGUGGCGUCACUGGAGGGUAUGGGUUUGCUCAUGGAUAGAUUCCAUUCUGUCUUGGAGAAGCUUUUGCAAUCGAGCUCUGCGAGCACUUUGCAGGAAGUCAUAUCAACACCGACAUCGGGACUGAAGCCGGUUUGGGAAAGGGAUCUCGAGCAUGAUCCUCUCAACGGCAAUGCCCGCGUCCAACCAGGCUUUGGCGACAUUCUUCACAGCAGACCGAAUGGGCAACCGCCGCCUGUGACGAACGAUAUCUUGAGGCCGGCCGGUAGACCCGCAGAGAUACUUCACCGUAUCUGGGCUGAGGCUCUCGGAUUGGAUCCGUGGACCUUUAGUAUAAACGACAACCUCUUCCACCUGGGUGGUGAUUCAAUUGCGGCUAUGAAAGUCGCUGCUGCUGCCCGCACCUAUGGCUGCAAAAUCACUGUCUCGAAUCUCCUCAGGUUCCCUACUAUAUCCAAGCAGCUGUCUCAUUUCUCAAUCUCGUCCCGGGAGGAAACUUCUGCAAACAAUGGGCACGUGAGCGGUUCGGCAGAGAAGCUUCAGCACAUCUGGGCCAGCGCUCUGGGACUGAAACCAACUGCAAUCAGCGUGGAAGAUAAUUUGUUCCAUCUGGGCGGUGACUCGGUUGUCGCUAUGAAAAUCGCCGCCAAUGCGCGUGCCUCCGGCUGGAGCAUCGCCGUCUCGGAUAUCCUCAAGUUCCCGACCAUAUCCCAACAGCUUCCAUAUUUCUCAGCCCGGAAGGCUUUAGAGCCGGUCUUGGCCGUCCCGCGUCCUUACUCGUUGAUACCUUCCGGUCUGAAAGAAGAGGUCCUCGAACGCCUGGGCAAAGAGGGAUUCCGGAACGACGUGCUCGAUAUCCUGCCAACUACCGAUUUCCAAAGCAUGACCGUCACGGACAACAUCAAAGCUCCAUGGACGGCCCGAAAUUUCUUUUCUCUGGAUCUGGGGUCUUCCGUCGACUCCGAGAAUCUCCAAGAUGCUUGCAACGCCCUCGUCAGCCACCUUGAGGUCCUCCGGACCGUGUUUGUUUGUGCCAGGGGAAAGACGUGGCAGGUCGUGCUCAGGAGCCUCCCAGUCGCGCUGACGACGAUCACGGCGACGAAUGAGGACCCCGCGGAACUCCACAACAAGAUCAACGAAAUCGCUCAAAAGAAUUCCUCCUUCGAUCAUCCGGUCGUGUCUUUCACACUGGCCCACACACCCAGCGUCGGCUACAAGCUCAUCAUAGGGAUCUCACACGCCCAGUACGACGGACUAUCAGUCCCCUUGAUCCUGAGAGUGCUCGAAAGCGCGUACAACAAAACUCCGGUACCCAUCUCAACCCCUUUCUCAGCAUAUCUCAAUCUCCAAGACAAGCGCCGCUCCUCGUCCCGCGCGUACUGGAGGACGCUGCUCAAGUCCUCGAGUCUCACACAAGGAUUGCCAAGACUAUCCGCCGACCUGUCUCCCAACGUGCAGCCUCGCAGGAUUGAAGCCGGAGGGAUGAUAAAGCUGGCAGAAGCCAUCCCCGAGGGCUUCACCCUCGCCGUAGUGGCCAACCUGUCUUGGGCGUUGCUCCUGCACACCGCCACCGGGAACGACGACAUCGUCUAUGUGACGCUGGCCUCAGGCCGCAGCCACCCUGUCCGCGGCAUCGAGGGUGUCGUGGGCCCAUGCAUCACCCUCGUCCCCGUGCGACUGAUCUUCUCCAAGCUGUGGGCGGCCUCGGAGCUGGCCACAUCUGUGCAGGAGCAGUUCCUGGCCCUUGACCAGGGCGACACCAUGGGCAUCGACGAAAUCCGCGCGCAAUGCACGGACUGGCCCGCACAGCCCGCUUCCGACUCCGUCUUCUUCCACCAAGGCGUGAGCGACAGCCCCGAGCAUAACCUCGCGGGGGCGCCGGUCAAGGCCCAGCUGUACCUGAACCCGGCGGUUGAAAUUAAGAGGACGAUUGUGACGACGACACAGCUUGAUGAAGGCCUUGCCGUUAAAGUCCAGAGUUCGAGUACUUUGAUGACCGAGAAAGAUGCUUUUGCACUGGUCGACGCGUUUUCUGCUGCCUUUUCUAUUGUCUGCAGGAACCUGUAG